GUAUCAAUUGUCUUAAAGAUAUACCAACUCUUGAAGUUUGUAUUAUCAAUGAAAUAUAUUAUUCUUCAGAUAAUCGAAGAUUGUAUUGUAUUAAAGAAGCAAUUAAGAAAGGGUUAAAAGUUGAAAAGAUACCUAUCUUGAUCAAAAGAGUAACAGAUACAAAUAUUCAAUAUAAAUUAGAUGGGUCUUAUUUAAUUAUUAAUAAAAAUAAAAAUUUUAACAAUAUAUUAGUAUCUCAAUAUGCAAGAAAUAGUAGAGUUGUAGAUAAAAAAGAAAUGAAAAUUUGGGAUUCUCAGAUAAUUUAA
Molecule: messenger RNA, 305 nt
Organism: Dentiscutata erythropus
Lineage: Eukaryota; Fungi; Glomeromycota; Glomeromycetes; Diversisporales; Gigasporaceae
Source: the annotation of a GenBank genome assembly